Kalmanozyma brasiliensis GHG001 is the source of this 861-nucleotide messenger RNA. Its product is annotated as NADP-dependent oxidoreductase domain protein. The transcript is spliced from 2 exons. The record is from RefSeq and is a predicted model, not a curated record. Lineage: Eukaryota; Fungi; Basidiomycota; Ustilaginomycetes; Ustilaginales. Bases 1 to 861 code for a protein of 286 amino acids. Gene Ontology annotation, molecular function: oxidoreductase activity.
AUGGCUUCCAAGUUGACGCUCGACUCGAAGCUCAAGCUGUCCGACGGGACACUCAUCCCGCGUCUCGGGCUGGGCGUGUAUGAGAUGUCCAACGAGCAAGCCACCCGAGCCGUCACUUGGGCGCUCGAGGCUGGUUAUCGCCAUUUUGACUGCGCGGAGUGGUACUACAAUGAAGCGGCCGUCGGACGGGCCAUCAACGCCUAUCUCUCGAGUCCCUCUUGCACGAUCAAAAGAGAGGACGUAUUCUACUGCUCAAAGCUCCAGAACAACGCCGGCUACUCUGCCACCCAACGCAGCAUCAACGCGAGCCUUCAGAAAUGUGGACUCGAGUACAUCGAUUUGUACCUCAUCCACAGUCCGUACGGCGGCAAGAAGCGGAGGCUCGAGAGCUGGAAGGCCAUCGAGGAGGCCAAAGACCAAGGCCUGAUCAAAAGCGUCGGCGUCAGCAACUACGGUCAGCGUCACAUCGAGGAGCUUCUCGCCUCGUCACCGAAACACAGACCGACGGUGAACCAGUGCGACCUGCAUCCUUUCAUGGCCCGAGCCGAGCUCGUCGAGUAUUGUCGCGGUGAAGGUAUUGAGAUGGAGUGCUGGGGACCGCUAGUCAGGGGCGAACGGUUCGACCAUCCAGUUUUGCAAAAGAUCGCCAAGAAACACGGAAAGACUCCGGCUCAGGUGUUGGUCAGAUGGUCGCUCCAGCGAGGCUACGUGACCAUCCCAAAGAGCGUCAGCAAGGACAGGAUCAAGGAGAACGCAGACGUGUAUGAUUUCGAACUCGAUGACAAGGAGGUGGAGGAGCUGCUGAAGCUCGACGAGUACCUCGUCACCGAUUGGGAUCCUAUUGGCGACUCGUCCGUCUGA